Messenger RNA from Callorhinus ursinus (northern fur seal), 1276 nucleotides. The record is from RefSeq and is a predicted model, not a curated record. NCBI's taxonomy places the organism in Eukaryota, Metazoa, Chordata, Mammalia, Carnivora, Otariidae.
AUGAAUGGCCCGGUGGAUGGCUUGUGUGACCAUUCUCUAAGUGAAGAAGGAGCGUUCAUGUUCACAUCAGAGUCGGUCGGAGAGGGACACCCAGACAAGAUCUGUGACCAGAUCAGUGAUGCCGUGCUGGAUGCCCAUCUGAAGCAGGACCCCAAUGCCAAGGUGGCCUGUGAGACGGUGUGUAAGACGGGCAUGGUGCUGCUCUGCGGCGAGAUCACCUCCACGGCCACGGUGGACUACCAGCGGGUGGUGAGAAGCGCCAUCAGGCACAUUGGCUAUGACGACUCUGCCAAGGGCUUUGACUUCAAGACCUGCAACGUGCUGGUGGCUCUGGAGCAGCAGUCCCCGGAUAUCGCCCAGGGCGUACAUCUGGACAGGAGUGAGGAGGACGUCGGGGCCGGAGACCAGGGUUUGAUGUUCGGCUAUGCCACCGAUGAGACGGAAGAGUGCAUGCCCCUCACUGUUAUCCUGGCUCACAAACUCAACGCCCGGAUGGCAGACCUCAGACGCUCCGGGGUCCUCCCCUGGCUGCGGCCUGACUCCAAGACUCAGGUGACAGUUGAGUACACCCAGGACAAUGGCGCGGUCAUCCCUGUGCGCAUCCACACCAUCGUCAUCUCCGUACAGCACAACGAGGACAUAACCCUGGAGGACAUGCGCAAGGCCCUAAAGGAGCAGGUGAUCAAGGCCGUGGUGCCCGCCAAGUACCUGGACGAAGAUACCAUUUACCACCUGCAGCCCAGCGGGCGGUUUGUCAUUGGCGGUCCCCAGGGGGACGCGGGCGUCACUGGCCGUAAGAUUAUCGUGGACACCUAUGGCGGCUGGGGGGCGCACGGUGGCGGGGCCUUCUCUGGGAAGGACUACACCAAGGUGGACCGCUCGGCGGCAUACGCGGCCCGCUGGGUGGCCAAGUCCCUGGUGAAAGCGGGGCUCUGCCGGAGAGUGCUCGUGCAGGUUUCCUAUGCCAUUGGUGUGGCUAAGCCACUGUCCAUUUCCAUCUUCACCUACGGAAGCUCUCAGAAGACAGAGAGAGAGCUGCUAGAUGUGGUCAGUAAGAACUUUGACCUUCGGCCUGGUGUCAUCGUCAGGGAUUUGGAUUUGAAGAAGCCCAUCUACCAGAAGACGGCGUGCUAUGGCCAUUUCGGAAGAAGCGAGUUCCCGUGGGAAAUUCCCAAGAAGCUUGUGUUUUAGAGCUGGUGGGAGUGGGGCCGGGCCUGGCUCUGAAGGCAUCUGGGUGGCCUGCUUCCUCUUCUUCAGCAUCCCAGCUCUCACAUGU